UCCGGAGGCCGCCGGCGGCAGAGGGAGCCUGAGAGAGAGGGGGCGGCGGGCGGAGCGGCCGCUGGCGAGUGCGGCGGCGAGCGCGAGUGGCAAGCGAGCGCGUGGCGAGCGAGCGCUGCGGCGUGCCACCGUGCCGGAACUCGUGCCGACGGGUCUUACUCAGGCCGCACCACACGUGGGAGCAGAAGCGGAGCUCGCUGUCGCUGUCGGUCUUUGCCCGCCGCCCGAAGUCGGAGAGGAGCGGGCAGCCACCGAUGGCGCCGCCGCCAGCGAGGGGGAGGGCGGCGAAGGGGCGGUGUGACACUGCGGCGGCCCUUGGGGGGGAGAAUGGCAUGGCGUAGAGGAAGGUCAGGAUGCGGCGGUUCUGUUCUUGUCCCUGGUGUGUGAGUAGUUGCUGUUUCAGACAUGAAGGCAGCUGUGGGGAACAAGAAAAGCAAGGGCUCUUUCUGCGCCUUCUGCGACCCUUCUCUGCUCCUGCUCAUCGUGGCAAUCCAGUUCUUGAUGAUUUACUCACCAACCCUUGAUCAGUACAUGAUGAGUUCAUCCCGGAGCCUCACCUGUGAUGUGACUUCAGUGACAAUAAAUCCGACGUGUGCGAGAUGGAGGGCGCCAUCCGCAUCCUCGGCCGCGAGUUGGAGGUAUUCCUGGUGGCGCCUCGCCUCGCCUCCAUCUCCGGCCGCAGCGGCGUGAACACGACGGGCUUGGACGCGAACGCGACGAGGUGGAAGAUCCAGCCGUACACCCACAAGGGCGAGUCCCGCGUGAUGCCUGCCAUCACGGAGGUGACGUUGCGACUGGUGACUGUUGACGAGGCGCCGCCGUGCGACGAGUGGCACGACGUGCCAGUGAUCGUGUACUCCAACGGCGGUUACUGCAGCAACUAGCCAACUACUACCACCACCUCGCCUCCCUCCGAGCGGCAGCAGCGACCUUGUCUCCCUCCGCGCUCGCCCGUCGCCGCCCGCCUGUGGCCUGCUCCGCCCGCCGUCCUCUCAGGUUCGGGGGGAAGAAGAGAAGAGAAGAGAACAAAUUAAAUAAAAGAGAAGAAGAAAGAAAAGAAAAGAGGAGAAGAGAGGACGCUGACAUGUGGAUCCUGUUGGCAACUUGUUGUGACAAGUCCACAAGCACGAUCGCAACACUAAACGCCUUGCGGUGAUAUGGAGUCGCCAACCACCUCGAUCUAGCCAAAGAGCCAAAUCAAGAUGGAUUUUGCAAAAAGAAAAGCUA
Messenger RNA from Oryza sativa Japonica Group (Japanese rice), 1227 nucleotides. Its product is annotated as beta-1,2-xylosyltransferase XYXT1-like. The record is from RefSeq and is a predicted model, not a curated record. Lineage: Eukaryota; Viridiplantae; Streptophyta; Magnoliopsida; Poales; Poaceae.